Sardina pilchardus (European sardine) is the source of this 2047-nucleotide messenger RNA. RefSeq lists its product as uncharacterized. The record is from RefSeq and is a predicted model, not a curated record. NCBI's taxonomy places the organism in Eukaryota, Metazoa, Chordata, Actinopteri, Clupeiformes, Clupeidae. The transcript has 2 exons. The coding region runs from base 884 to 2047 and encodes 387 amino acids.
UCAUGUUUCGCCGCAUAUGCGCGUUUCAGAAUGUUCGAAUUCGCCAGCGUGUGUGUAGUUCUAGUUGUGUGAAUAGAAAAAAUAGAAUAUAGCCUAUAUUUAUUGAUGCCUUGCUUAAAAGAACUUCCGCCAUGAACAGGUCGGGGAUCGAACCAGCAAUCCUUUAAUUAUGAGGCCGAAGCUCUAACCAGUGGGCUACAGUUCUCUUCUACUAAUCAGUGAAAAUGUGUGUCUCAAUGCUGAAUCUCGAAUUCACGUAGACGUUAGCUUAAAUUGUAGAAACAAUAGGCCUAUAGCUUUUUUUCAGCAGACAUCGCAAACAUAUCAUACACAUUCACAAAACGGAGAAUAUCUUUCUGCUCAGCAUAGCUCUCUAUCUCCCUCCCUCCGAUGUAGCUAGACCCUAUAAGAUGCUUCUCCCUAAAUGAAUAAAAAUUUUUUAGAAAGUAGCCACGGUAGCCUGUAAAAUGCGGCCUGAAAUCCUGGCUACUGUGUAAUUGAAACCAGACUGUUCAUUGUCGGCAGACUGUUCAUUUUCGGAGGCGCAAACAUAUAGGCUACCUAUUAAAUGAAUAGAAGUGCCACCCAUUCACUUUUAGAGCAUUUUAGUUGAAAGUCAAGUUUGCUUAAGGUUUGUUCAAGAACUCUUCCAGAGUUUUUACCUCAAACAACACAAAUCAACACAAAUAAAUGAACAGAUAACUCGAACGUGCUGUACGUCUUAAUGAAACAACCACAGACUAUCAACAACACGGUCUGACACGAAUGAUAGAUACAGACGGUUAGUUUGGGAACGCCCCUUGGAACGCCCCGUCACGUGAUGCGAAUUUAGCCUGUGGGGGAAAACAUUGCCUUGGCGCCCAUUGAAAUACAUGGCACAAUAAUGCCUAAAAGUUGCUGCGUUGUGUUCUGUACCGCCAACAAACAAAAAAAUUAUUAUCUGAAGUUCUACAUCCUUCCUAACAUCGAAACAGAGCCGGAAAGAAGGAUUAAAUGGCUUCAAGCCAUACGGCGAGAGGAUGAUAAAGGGAAAUUGUGGGAUCCAAAGAGUAGGCAUGUCUAUGUAUGCAGUCGGCAUUUCAUCACAGGUUUAAAAAGUGAUAGGGAAGAUCACCCGGAUUACAUACCAUCAGUGUUUCCAAAAAGAAGAACACAAUCGGCAUUGAAAUUAAAUAGACUGCAGAGACUUAUAAAUCGCUCUCGUAAAAAACUUGAACGAGAAGUGUCUCAACAAGUCUCCACACCAGAGACUCCGGAGAUGGAUACCGAUCCUGUGGCUAUAGAGAGUCAACAAACAAGUGAACACGAGUUGGAUACCGAUCCUGUGCCUAUAGAGAGUCAACAAACAAGUGAACACGAGCUGGAUCCUGUGCCUAUAGAGAGUCAACAAACAAGUGAACACGAUCCUGUGCCUAUAGAGAGUCAACAAACACCGUCGGUUCUUCCCACGGAAAAUGAACUAUUGGUUGAAUCUACCAUGCCUCCAUGUCACCAUCAUGGUGAGCUAGAGCAGCUCCAUGAGGAGAUCAUGAAUUUAAGGAGAGAGCGGGAUGAAGCCAGACAGGAAAGACUUGAUGUGGUGAUGGAGCUAGAAAGAGUGAGAUUUUCAGCAAACAGCGUCAAGGGAAAUGAUGAGAAAUGCAAAGAAAUGACAGGCCUGUCAUGGACAUUGUUUGAGACUUUGCAUCAGUUCCUCGUACAAUUUGUGCUGCGACAUCCUCGAUGCAAGCUGUCAACGCAGGAUCAGCUAUUCAUAACAUUAUUGAAAUUACGACAAAAUCCAUCAACAGACCUGAUGUGCUAUAUCCUAAAUGUAGCACGCAGCACCUUCCUUGGUAUAUUCUCCCGUUGGCUGGAUUUAAUGUAUGCCAAAAUCUCUUUUUUGAUUGCCUGGCCACACAGGGAGUGUAUCAGGAGUACAGUUCCUGCUGAGGUUCUGCUUCAUUAUCCCAGACUUACCAGUAUAGUAGACUGCUUUGAGAUACGAAUUGAACAUUCCAAGCAGCUGAAAACCAGCUGCAAGAGCAAUUACAUACUCAAGAUAUAA